GAGCCCUCCCUCCCGCUUCCUCCGACACCCCCACGCGGAUCGCUCCCCUCCUCUCCCUCACGCUGCCGCUGAGGAGGCUGCAUAUCGACGUGCUCGCACACACACACACGCACACACACAAACAGGCUUUCUGUUUCUGUCUCUCUCUCUCUCUCUCUCUCUCUCUCUCUCUCUGCGCAUUUCAGGGACAGAAGCCGGCUCCUCUCGUCCGCUUUCUGCAUGACUGUCACAAAGAUGUCAUGGCGCCCGACCUACCGAAGCUCCAAGUUUCGAAAUGUCUACGGCAAGGUAGCCAACCGGGAGCACUGCUUCGAAGGCGUGCCCAUCACAAAGAACGUCCAUGACAACCACUUCUGUGCUGUCAACAGCAAGUUCCUCGCCAUAGUGACGGAGAGCGCUGGAGGAGGCUCCUUCGUUGUUAUCCCAGUCACUCAGUCAGGCCGCAUCGACCCUCACCAUCCAAAGGUCUGUGGUCACCAAGGCAACGUGCUGGACAUCAAAUGGAACCCUUUUCAUGAAAACAUAAUAGCCUCCUGUUCUGAAGACUCUUCUGUGCGUAUAUGGGAGAUCCCAGACAGUGGCUUAAGAAGGAAUAUGACUGAAGCCGUGCUGGAGUUGUAUGGGCACAGCAGGAGAGUGGGGCUUAUAGAAUGGCAUCCCACUAGCAACGGCAUCCUGUUCAGCGCUGGAUAUGACUACAAGAUCUUGAUCUGGAACCUGGAGAUCGGCGAGCCAGUGAAGAUGAUCGACUGUCACACAGAUGUGAUUCUCUGCAUGUCCUUUAAUACUGAGGGAAGCCUGCUCACCACCAGCUGUAAGGACAAGAAGCUGCGUGUCAUCGAACCUCGCUCUGGAAAUGUGUUACAACGUGUUGUUUUCUCUGGGCAGGAGGCGAACUGUAAGAAUCACAAGGUGAACCGUGUGGUGUUCCUGGGUAACAUGAAGCGCCUCCUAACAACAGGGGUGUCCCGCUGGAACACACGGCAGAUUGCACUGUGGGACCAGGAGGAUCUGUCCAUACCACUCAUAGAGGAAGAAAUAGAUGGCCUGUCGGGGCUGCUCUUCCCGUUCUACGAUGCAGACACACAUAUGCUCUAUCUGGCAGGCAAGGGUGACGGCAACAUCCGCUACUAUGAGGUAACCACGGAGAAGCCUUACCUGCAGUAUCUCAUGGAGUUCAGAUCCCCUACACCCCAGAAAGGACUCGGUGUAAUGCCAAAACUGGGCUUGGAUGUGGGAGCGUGUGAAGUGUUUAGGUUCUAUAAGCUGGUGACCCUGAAGGGACUGAUUGAGCCCAUCUCCAUGAUCGUGCCAAGGAGGUCAGAGACGUACCAGGAGGACAUCUACCCCAUGACUCCAGGAACAGAGCCAGCUCUCUCCGCUGACGAGUGGCUCAGUGGUACUGACCGAGGUCCGGUACUCACGUCUCUGAAAGAGGGCUACAGCAGACCCAGCAAGCUGGUCUUCAAAGCCCCGGUGAAGGAGAAGAAGAGCGUGGUGGUUAACGGCAUCGAUCUACUGGAAAAUGUGCCUCCCCGCACCGAGAAUGAGCUCUUGCGGAUGUUCUUUAGGCAGCAGGACGAGCUGAGGCGGCUGAAAGACGAGCUGGCUCAGAAGGAUGUUCGAAUCCGACAGCUGGAGCUGGAGCUCAAUAACCUGCGAAACAGUCCCAGCAACAGCAACAGCAACAGCGCCGGCAGCCUGUGACCCGUAUCCCAGCUGACGCUUUUUGUUUUUUUGUGUUUUUUGCUUGUAAAGUAACUGGCACCGGAGGCCGGCACUGCUGAAGCUCCCCAGUAUCUGUCGCCGCGGUCCCACAAGGCCAAGUGUUUGUUCCCACUAGGACAGGUGACCCUCCCUGACCCCAACGGCCAAUGUCUUUGCUGCUGUGUCAGCGAGGGACUAACAUGGGCCAUUGAUCCGCUGCCCUCUCCCUCAAACCUCUGAGCACCUGUAGCCCGUGCUGACUGCCAUGCACUUGGUGCUAGGGGGUCCACCUAAGGCUCGUGCAUAUACCAGUACAUUUGCAGAGGGAAAGUAGUUGAAAGGGACAUGACAUUCUGUAAAAUACCUGCAAAGGGCUUGUGUUUCUCCUCCUGCUCUUUAUACAUUCUCUGUUAAUUGCAUUUUCUCAUUUUCACAAAUGCCUUCUGAAUCGUGCUCUCUUUCUCCUGUUUCUUCUUUCUUGUAAAGGUGUUGGUUUUCAGACCUACAUUAGAUUAGAAUGGCUUCUACACAUUAUUUAGUACAAGCCAUCGACUGUGUAACUGCCAGUUUUGGCAUUUCCUCAUUAAGAAUUCAUAACCCUAAUAAUUUAUUUUGUUACAUAGUUAUCCCCCAUUAGUCUUUCUGAAUAAUUAAUGCUCUCCUUUACAACCAUGGAUGUAGUGACAGAGAUCAAGAGCUAAUCAGCCAAAUAGACGUGUCAUCAUUUUUGCCAUAACAUUUUAAAGGCACAAUAAGUGUGUGUAUACAUAUGCGCACUCAGCGGCCUCUUUAUUAGAAACACUCUUAGAAACCACCUGCAGCUGUGGAAUUAUAUCCCGUAAUCUUCAAGUGCAAUUUGCAUAAGCCAUCCUCUAGCCCUUCACUAACAGUCAGCUUUACCACAGGACUGUUGUUGGAUAUUUGCUGUGCUUAAUACACCCCUCAGUGUUAACGCUGUGUUGUUCGUAACAAAGGUUUCUAAUAAAGUGGGUGGUCAGUGUUGCUAGUA
Molecule: messenger RNA, 2716 nt
Organism: Electrophorus electricus (electric eel)
Lineage: Eukaryota; Metazoa; Chordata; Actinopteri; Gymnotiformes; Gymnotidae
Gene: coro2ba
Product: coronin, actin binding protein, 2Ba
Molecular function (GO): actin filament binding
Source: RefSeq, a predicted model, not a curated record